AUAUAACUGCGUGACCCUGAGCGCGCUUUGAUCGUGGCUGCAAAGCAGAGGUUCAUAACAUUUCUUCUAUUUUCAAGCUAAGUCAUCCCCCCAUGCUUGAUCUUGAGUCCUCGCUCUGCUAGGCUCGUCGCCAGCUGUGUGAGGCAGUCUACGUUUUGAAGCACGCGUUCUCUGCCACAGCACGAACCAAUUGUCCGAGCCAAGAAGUCCAACUCCACCACGGUCUCAACGGCAAGGUGACUUUGGUGACAGUAUGUUUGCUUGGCAGGUAGAGUAUGACCUGACUGUGGUUCUUGAACAAUGUUGCCAUUCUUGCUUUGGCAAGGCCGUUGUAGCUUUAAUCCCACGGUGUCUGCGAACUACCUCGCAUCCAUCAGACCACAGGUUUGGUCUCUUCUUUCGCCCACCUCUUUUGGUAUACCAGCAAAUCUUCCUUUAUUCUUGAAUCAUUGCAUUGUGAGGCGUUGAUUCAUUCCCAAAAUGUUGACGCGGGCGUCCAUAAUUGCCUCCUUGCUUCUCGCCGCUCUCGCCGCUCCGAAUCCACAGAGAAACCGUGGACAGACGGCGCAACAGCAAGCCGCUAAGAUUCCGCAGGGUGUGUCCCAAGCAAUUGAUGGCUCCACAAUCCUCGAUUCGACGGCUCAGAUCAAUGGGUUGAAUAUUCGCUACAAGAUUUCUGCACCUGCAGCAAUGUUCAAAGCUGCAAGUAAUGUUACCGGUGCUCAAGCUGCCCCAGGGGACCAAAGUUCGAUGGGAAUCAACGUCCUUCUCCAUGGUGAUGGUGGACAGUCCUUCUUCGACUUUCCCAACCAGGCCGUUCAACAAAAUGUAAUGGGCGUCGCAGUUCUAGCCCCGGAUCCCAAUUUGUUCUGGGGAGGCGGUAGCGGACUUAACCGUGUGAAUGGGGCUGCUCAUUCCAAGGCUGUCAACGAUCUUGUCAAAAAUGUUCUACCCAACAUGGUGGCCUUCAACCAGUCACAGGUUUACUUUACUGGUGUCUCUGGAGGUUCGCUCUUGUUGAGCGGCUAUUUCAUUCCAACUCAAAUGCAGAACUUUGUUAACUCUGCUGUGUUGCUUGCUUGUGGUGCCAUGCCACCACAAAUUCAAUUCCAGGAUGCGCAAAAUGUCAUACAGACGACAAGGAUACAUUAUCAGAGUACUGUGAAUGAACUUCAAUUGCUUCAAGGCUCAAUCCCAAAGGCGGUCACUGCCUAUGAGCAGAUCGCGACCAGCGCGGGCAUGACUCCGGACCAGAUCGGGGCUUUACAAACAAUAGAUAACACCCCCCAGGGCGGGCACUGCGCCUUUGAUGGGCAAAGCUUUGUGAGCGGGGUACAGCUGAUCUCCAACAACUAUGCUCGAAUUGUUCAGCCAGGGGGAGAUGGCAACGUUCAGGGCAUAGGAAAUGUGCUCAAAUCGGUUGUUGGAAAUGAGCAACCUACGUUUGGACCUGAGCGGAGGCAAAAAUAUUGACCACUCACAUCAGCGUAGUUGGAACGAGAACUGCGAAUAGAUAUCAAGAGAAAACACGACAAUGAUAUAUAUUGGCUAAUCAGGUCGCGAUCGUGGCGUGGACACCUUUGUAGUUCCAAAUUUCCAUAGCUGUUCGAACGAAGAGCCUCGAAACUAUCAAUCUACAAAGAGC
Molecule: messenger RNA, 1645 nt
Organism: Verruconis gallopava
Lineage: Eukaryota; Fungi; Ascomycota; Dothideomycetes; Venturiales; Sympoventuriaceae
Exons: 3
Coding region: 481-1473 (330 amino acids)
Source: RefSeq, a predicted model, not a curated record